AUGAUAGAGCCUGGGGACAAAGAGUCCUCCUCUGAUGAUGAUGACAUGCAAACGAUCGCUGCUCUCUCGGCUCGGAAGCGCGCUCGUUCUGAUCCUCGAACUGACCUGUGGGCAGAAGAUGAACCAAUCGCUGACCGACUGGUAAGACACAAGCACACUAAGCACUUGUUAGAAAUUUCUUUUCAUUCUGUGCGACUCUGUAACAAUCCUCAUUUGCAGGUUCGCCACAGGUCUUCGAGACAUGCUGAAGAAGGAUCUUCAACUGUUGGUGAAGGCACAUCUGCUUCCCAAGCUCCAGCGCCAACUGUUGUGAACCACUCUCCAACUCCUGCGGGCGCUGUAGAUAACGCACAAUUGGCCUUGAUACCAGUGCAGAUCAUAGAUGACAGCUCGCCGGAGGCUGAAAAUAGAGUACUGCCACUGGACGCCCCUCACGAGGAACCAAGCGACGUUUCUGUCCUGGAACAGAUAGCGCCUGACUCGAUUCCUGUUCCCAGCGAAGCUAGCCCAGAGACAAUGCUCGCGAUCAUUGUGUAUGAGCCCCCAAUCGAAGAGGUUCCGAACGUCGUUGGAACUGGGGACGAUGUAAUCGGAGCAGCAGAAGAAGAAGCUGCUGAGCCUGUUCCUAACGUGGUUGAUCAGGAACUUCCUCCCCCUGCCCCCCAAGUCGCUGAAGCUGAAGAAUUGGAAGACCUUCCUGAACCAGCGCCGGAGGUACCUGAACCAGUGCCAGAAGUACCUAUCGCUGAACCUCCUGAGGUCCCUGUCGCUGAGCCUCCUACUCCUUCUACUUUGGAAAGGUUAGCUCGUGUUCUUGAAGUGACCCCCCCUGGGGUCGUAGAUGAAGUCAGAGAAAGCCUUCGCCGCCUCCUGGGCCCUGAUAUCUUGAUUCCUGGUGCGCCUGUGAGGGUCUUAGAAUACUUGAGGGUGCUCCUCCGCAAGGGAGCCAUCACUGAGGAACAAUUCCAGGAAAUCGAUCAACUGUUGCAGGAUCUUCCUCAAGGGCUCAACGAGCGGGCAGUCGCGAAUGCGCAAGCCAGGCAGACCGAAAUGCAUUAUCAGAACCUUAAUCAGCAAACGGAGACCGCGCGCGACGUCUUGGGUGACCAAGCUAACCUCAUCAGGGACCUGACGCUUGAGAGGAACCACUUGAGGUCCCAAAUUCAGGCCUUUCAAGCCCGGUUAACCGAUGUUACUGCUAUGCUCGUUCAUGCAGAGCCUCAGUUGGAACAACCCCUCGCUGCUCUCGAGACGCUAUCCCAAGAACUGGCUCAGGCACGCGUGGCAGCCCAACAAGCCGCACAAGCUGCUGCAGAUGCCAGUUUUCGUUUGGAUGAACUCUUCCUUCGCCUGACUCAUGCAGGCCGAAGACUUUUGGGCCCCUAG
Rosa rugosa (rugosa rose) is the source of this 1386-nucleotide messenger RNA. RefSeq lists its product as uncharacterized. The coding region runs from base 1 to 1386 and encodes 461 amino acids. The record is from RefSeq and is a predicted model, not a curated record. The transcript has 3 exons. NCBI's taxonomy places the organism in Eukaryota, Viridiplantae, Streptophyta, Magnoliopsida, Rosales, Rosaceae.